This is a messenger RNA of Spirometra erinaceieuropaei, 1356 nucleotides long. The record is from the annotation of a GenBank genome assembly. Lineage: Eukaryota; Metazoa; Platyhelminthes; Cestoda; Diphyllobothriidea; Diphyllobothriidae.
AUGGUCGAAACAAUCCAAAUCGAAACAACAACAAUACCAAUAACAACAACAACCAUACUCAUUCUCCUCAUCCUACCUCUUCUUCCUCUUCCUCUGCCUAUUCUUCUGCCUAUUCCUCUCCUUCGUCACCUUCUUCUCCGUUUCCUUCCCGUCGCCCCCACUCGUUGUCACCAGACUGGCAGGGUGAGCCCGCUCACUCUGGCAGCCUGGAAUGUUCGUUCCCUUUUAGACAAUCCGAGGAGCAACCGACGGGAACGGAGGACGGCGCUAGUGGCACGAGAACUGGCGCGCUACAAGGUGGACAUCGCCGCACUCAGCGAGACCCGAUUCUCCGAACAAGGCCAACUGGAGGAGGUGGGUGCCGGCUACACCUUCUUCUGGAGCGGUCGACCCAGGGCAGAGCGACGGGACGCGGGUGUCGCCUUCGCCAUUCGGAACGACAUCGUGGGACGCCUGCCCUGUUUGCCGCAGGGCAUCAACGAUCGCCUGAUGAGCCUCCGCCUGCCUCUCUGGGGAGGCAAAUUCGCCACCAUCAUCAGCGCCUACGCUCCGACGAUGACCAACCCCGACGCCGUCAGAGACAAAUUCUACGAGGACCUGCACGCCCUCUUGGCGACUGUGUCGAAGGCGGACAAGUUGACUGUCCUUGGUGACUUCAACGCCCGCGUUGGCACAGACCAUACUGCCUGGAGGGGAGUGCUGGGUCCCCAUGGUCUCCGCGGCUCAAACGACAAUGGUCUGUUGCUUCUCCGCACCUGCGCAGAACACCGCCUCAUCCUGACGAACACCUUCUUCUGUCUGCCGGAGCGGGAGAAGGCCACCUGGAGGCAUCAUCGGUCGCGCCAGUGGCACCUGCUGGACUAUGUCCUCGUCCGGAGGCGAGAUCAGCGGGACGUGCUGGUGACGAAGGCGAUCGCGGGUGCUGACGGGUGGACCGACCAUCGCCUCGUCAUCUCGAAGAUGCGUAUUCGCCUACAGCCUCGGAGGAGACCACAAGGUAAGCGACCCCCAGGUAAGCGGAAUGUUGCCUUGUUGUCUUUGCCCGCUCACCAUCUUCAUUUCAGCAAUGAACUAGCACAAAGGCUAGACAACCUUCCUAUCGCUGCCGACGCCGCCGCUGCUGAGAACGCCUCCGUGGAGAACCGCUGGUGUCAACUGCGAGACACGGUCCAGUCGACGGCGCUCGCCGUCCUCGGUCGCGCUCCCCGCCAACACCAGGACUGGUUCGACGACAACGACGCCGCCAUCAGAAAUCUGCUAGCUGAGAAGAACCGCCUACACAAAGCCUACGUAGAUCACCCCACUGAUGCCACCAAAGCUGCCUUCUAUCGCAGUCGCCACCAACUUCAGCAAUGA